Molecule: messenger RNA, 2219 nt
Organism: Pipistrellus kuhlii (Kuhl's pipistrelle)
Lineage: Eukaryota; Metazoa; Chordata; Mammalia; Chiroptera; Vespertilionidae
Gene: CHAF1B
Product: chromatin assembly factor 1 subunit B
Exons: 14
Coding region: 128-1834 (568 amino acids)
Biological process (GO): DNA replication-dependent chromatin assembly; nucleosome assembly
Cellular component (GO): CAF-1 complex; nucleus
Molecular function (GO): protein binding
Source: RefSeq, a predicted model, not a curated record
GCCCCACCCACGGGAGGCGGGGCCUGCGGCGCGCGGGAAUCGGAGCGCGCGCUGGAGCGGCUGAGUGGCCGCGUCCCUGCAGCUUUCCUGUGCCUCUGGAAGAAGAACGGUGGCCACGACGGGGAGGAUGAAGGUCAUCACUUGUGAGAUCGCCUGGCACAACAAGGAGCCGGUGUACAGCCUGGACUUCCAGCACGGCGCGGCCGGGAGGGUCCACAGGCUGGCGUCCGCGGGCGUGGACACCGCCGUGAGGGUCUGGAAGGUGGAGAAAGGCCCGGACGGGAAGGCCAUCGUUGAGUUCCUGUCCAAUCUGGCCCGCCACACCAAAGCCGUCAACGUCGUGCGCUUCUCUCCCACGGGGGAGAUCCUGGCCUCCGGAGGAGACGAUGCAGUCAUUCUGCUGUGGAAGGUGAACGACAGCAAGGAGCCCGAGCAGCUGGCCUUCCCGGACGAGGACGAGGCGGAGCUGAACAAGGAGAACUGGACGGUGGUGAAGACGCUGAGGGGCCACCUGGAGGACGUGUACGACAUCUGCUGGGCCAGCGACGGCAACCUGAUGGCUUCCGCCUCGGUGGACAAUACGGCCAUCAUCUGGGAUGUCAGUAAAGGACAGAAGAUCUCGAUUUUUAAUGAACAUAAAAGUUACGUGCAGGGAAUUACCUGGGAUCCUUUGGGCCAGUACAUUGCGACCCUGAGCUGUGAUCGGACCCUGCGGGUGUACAGCACCCAGAAGAAGCGCGUGGCCUUCAACGUGUCCAAGAUGCUGGUGGGCGCGGGCGCCGAGGGAGAGGCCAGGAGCUACCGCAUGUUCCAUGACGACAGCAUGAAGUCCUUCUUCCGGAGACUGAGCUUCACCCCCGACGGCUCCCUGCUGCUCACCCCAGCCGGAUGCGUGGAGUCGGGCGAAAACGUGACCAACACCACGUACCUCUUCUCCAGGAAGAACCUGAAACGGCCGGUGGCGCAUCUCCCGUGUCCCGGAAAAGCCACGCUUGCUGUCCGCUGCUGCCCCGUCUACUUUGAGUUGAGGCCGGAGGCGGAAACAGACGGCCCGGCCCCGGGGCCGCUGGUGCGCCUGCCCUACCGCGUGGUGUUCGCCGUGGCUUCCGAGGACUCGGUGAUCUUCUACGACACGCAGCAGCUCCUCCCCUUCGGCUACGUGUCCAGCAUCCACUACCACACGCUGAGCGACAUCUCCUGGUCCAGCGACGGCGCCUUCCUGGCCAUCUCCUCCACCGACGGCUACUGCUCCUUCGUGACCUUUGAGAAGGGCGAGCUGGGAACGCCUUUCACAGAGAAGCCGGACCUGAGCACGCGGACUCCCGAUACGGCGACGAAGGCCAAGUGUCAGACCCCACAGGGGUCCUCGCCGGAGCCCAGGCUGGGGGAGGGCACCCCGGCCAGCAGAAUCCCAGACCCUGGCAGUCCCUGCCCAGCACCCGCUCCGGGGAGGCCGUCCGCAGCCCCAGCGCCCAAAGACCCGCCCGCCACGGCUGCCCCCGCCGGGCCCUCGGAGGAGAAGAGCCCGCCCAGCAGUCAGGCUGGGAAGGCGCCCCCGCCCCGGAGGGUCACCCUGCACACCCUGCAGGCCUGGAGCAAGACGCCCCGGAGAGUGAACCUGAUGCCCUUAAAGACGGACGGCCCGAAUGCUGUGUCGGGCGCUGUGGCUUGCACCCCUCCCGUGGAGGCCCCGCCAGCAGCCUCGCCGGUCAGCGUUUCCGAGCCGCCUGGAGACACGCGGGCCAGCCCCCCGCAGCGGAAGCGGCCCCGCCCUGCGGAGGACGGAGACGGCGCCCAGGGCCCGGAGCCCGCGGGAGACCUGGCCUGUGCGUGAAGGCUGCCUGGCGGGGACCCCCUCGCUCAGAGCAGCCUGACUUCCGGAGGGUCUGCUCCCGCCUCCGUGAGUGUCCCUGGGACACUGUCCCCGCCAGCCUCCCGCUGCACUCCCGGAGCUGGACCCGCGGACCCCGUCCCUGUGGACACCACUCGCUCCUCCCGAACCCUCUGGCCGUGCGGACCCUCACGGGGGUGGUGGGUUCCGGGUGUCUGAAUGGUUAUUAGAUUUGCCCUGUAAACAGUGGUCAGCUUUUGGAAGUUUGUUCUGUUUGCGUUCUGAUUUUAAAGGUGAUGGGGCUCAUUCUGAACAGGAAGCCGGCGUGAAGGGACGAGCAGGCUCGGGGGGGGGGGGGGAGCUUUGUCCUCCCAUCCCCUGCUCUGGC